Molecule: messenger RNA, 2382 nt
Organism: Toxorhynchites rutilus septentrionalis
Lineage: Eukaryota; Metazoa; Arthropoda; Insecta; Diptera; Culicidae
Gene: Kcmf1
Product: E3 ubiquitin-protein ligase KCMF1
Exons: 5
Coding region: 730-2319 (529 amino acids)
Biological process (GO): synaptic signaling
Cellular component (GO): plasma membrane
Molecular function (GO): zinc ion binding
Source: RefSeq, a predicted model, not a curated record
UUUUCCAUAUCAUUCAUAACCGUAGCGAUCACCUACCAAAGAGCGAACACAUCAUUACGACCAGGCCCGUGAAUUGUCUUUUCAUCGUCCAAUUUUUGUGAUUUUUCAGUUUCUCUCAUUUCUUUCUAAUACCUGUAGGGCUUCGCUGCAACACGGAUAUAUCGAACAAAGCAUAUUGUAUCGAGAAAGCUUCGUUGGUCGUAGCUAAAAAAAAUUGAAGCAAAUCUAUUUGUCUUGUUUGGGAUAAAUCACGGUGACAAAAGGGAAGAAAAUUUUGCAAACGCGAUUAUGUGAUUGCGUCGUGUUGCCAGUUGUAUGUGUGAGACCCGUGGUGCUAAUUCUCGCUCACCGCUGUUCGUUUUUGAUUUGUCGGGAAAGUCGGAGAGCGGCGAGAAAAGUCCAUCCGUGAACAGUUGCGUAUUGAAAAUCGGUGAAAAUUUCAGCCGAGAUCCCACAAGCAGAAAAAAACAAGUUGAUCCGAAGAAAAUCUAACAAGACAGGAUAAAACUUGGUGUGAAGAAUCUAGGAAGAAGAACGCAGAAGUAAAAUUGGUUCGGUGACAUUAGGAGCCCAACAGGAAUAAUAGGAAUAUUCAGCACACUCGAACAAGAAAGGAAGGAAGAAGCAGCAGCAGCAGCACAGUGUCCUCAUAUCUCGAGACAGCGAGUGUGUGCGUGCGCGUUUGCAAUCGUGUGUGUAUUCGUACGCGCGGCCUCGAAGUGAAAAAUAAUGAGUCGCCAUGAAGGUGUCAGCUGUGAUUCAUGUUUGAAAAGCAACUUUCGUGGACGUCGCUACAAAUGUCUGAUAUGCUACGAUUAUGAUCUUUGCGCUAACUGCUAUGAGGAAGGAGCGACUAGCACGAGACACUCGGCAGACCAUCCAAUGCAGUGUAUUUUGACAAGGUCCGACUUUGAGCUAUACUAUGGCGGGGAAGUAUUAGCACCGGAUCAGCCACAGUCAUUCACCUGUCCGUACUGCAAACGGAUGGGACUUAGCGAUUCAGCACUACUCGAACAUGUCAGUUCAGAGCACACCGAUACCGGGCUAGAAGUUGUGUGUCCUGUUUGUGCUGCACUUCCUGGUGGCGACCCGAAUCUAGUGACAGAUGAUUUCGCAGGACAUUUGAGCCUUGAACAUCGCAGCGGCUCGCGGGAUCUCAUCUCGUUCCUGGACGAGCCCUCAGCGAUACGACAUGGAGGUGUACGGAGGAUGCCACACUCGGGACGGGCCCUCGGUGGACCACGCUCAAGGCGUUCGAACAUGCACUUUAGCUCAUCCGGUGGAGGUUUGUCCACGCUGUCGCCUUCUGGUCGCGAAUCGGUUGACCCAAUCGCAGAACUGCUACAGCAGUUGUCUAGUGUUCGGCGUGGAGGAGCGCCACAGCCAUCACAACUCCAACAACUCCAGAUGCAAAUUCAAUUGGAACGUCAGCAAGUUACUGCGGCUCGCCAACAGUUGGAACGAUUACCGCGACGUCAACAGCAACCAGUGGUAUCCUCCGGAUCAAAUCCAACCGGAAGUAGCAGCGCAACCGGCAAUGCCAGCACAUCGCAGCAGUCCAACUCGAUCAUUACACUCAAUGCCACAGGUUCCCGCGAUGCACCAAUCGCGUCCUCGUCUUCUUUGCCAAUGGUAUCCUCCGGGAUUGGUGUUUGCAACAUGCUCAGUGGCACAUCGGCAGCUUCGAACGCAAUUUCUCAGCAGCAAUCACAGUUCUUGAUGGCCCGCUUUAUGGUACCGAGCUUAGAUGACAUGGAGUUAGCACAACUAGAGCGUGAUAGAGCGGAUAGAUCACAAUUCGUUCAAGCUUUAAUGUUAUCAACCAUCGCUAAUGUCCAAUUGUUUAGCAGAAAUAACGACGGUGAUGUGACCGAUGAGUUGAAUUCAUUGAGUUUAGGUAUUGGGAGUAAUAAUAGUAGCGUUGUUAAGAAUGUAAGGAAGUCCAACGGUGACGCCGAGGAGCAGGAUGAAGCAGCAAACAAUAUCGGUGGUAGCAAAGAGGACGGCAAUUGUGAUAAUUUGAAGCAGUUGGAAAGCGAUUGCAGUGUUACGGAUGAGUUGCAAAAUUUACACACCCCACAGGUGUUGCCCCGCGGGUGUGUCGGUCAACAGCAUUCAGGUAAAGGUAAAAAUUCGUCCAGGCAAAUGGCAUGUGCUGGUGUUGGUGGAGGUGGCGGAGGUGUGGGCUGUAUUGAUAGACGCUCACGUCAACCCCAGCAAGCAACAAACGCGGGCAAAGCGCGCGAAAUGAAACAGGCAAAUACUUCGGCCAACAACCCGUCUUCAAUGUCAUCUAAACAUGGUCCAGAUUCUAGGUAGUGUUGUAUAGCGAAAAAUAUUUAAAAUACCAGGCAGUAAAAUACACAAUAUUAAUAUCAUCAA